Molecule: messenger RNA, 981 nt
Organism: Lachnellula hyalina
Lineage: Eukaryota; Fungi; Ascomycota; Leotiomycetes; Helotiales; Lachnaceae
Exons: 3
Coding region: 1-981 (326 amino acids)
Molecular function (GO): protein binding
Source: RefSeq, a predicted model, not a curated record
AUGCCUUUACUGGUUUCACGGAUCCGAAAUCAAGAAUGUGAGUUUCCCGCUGGCAAAUUAGAAAUCAAAGAUGAUCGUCCAGCCGAUACUAUCUCAUAUGCCGCCUCGAAUCUCGUCAAACCUGGUCUUUCAAGUAAACGACAACAAUCAGAACCUCCAAUUGGUCGGAAUGUCUUCCCGCCAACGCCGCCUCCUGAGUCUGAGAAGUCAAGUAGUUCGGGUUCAGGACAAAUGUCACGAGGAAUGUCUGUUCGGAAUGGACCUAAGCCAAUGCCCGCCAAGCUCAAUAUCGAGAAAGCUCGUCCGAAUGAACGGUAUGAGAUCCGGGAUGAUGGCAGGUCACCACCACAACCACAACGACGAGGCACUUCACGAACGGCAUCAGAACCAAGAGGGCCGCCAGUCAGGCAAUACUCCUCUCGAGAUGGAUCUCGGCCGAUGCAACGACGGAGAUCUAACGACGAAGAAGAGGAUGAAUACCCCGGCGAGCUUUACGACAUGUACCGAAACUCCCGCAGCAGUCGGCAAAACGGCGCACGGCGCCAACAACCUCGGUAUAUCGAGGAGGAAGAGGAAUAUGCCAGCGACUACGAUGACGGUUCCUUCGACGAGAAUGAUUUCGAAAUGGUUUCAAAUAACCGGCCACCUCCUAGAUCACGUGCUGCAUCUUCUUCGGGCCGUGGCCAAUCGAGGAAACCUGACGUGCGCAAGAUCCGCGUCAAGGUCCACGCAGAAGACGUCCGGUACAUUAUGAUUGGCGUCGCUGUAGAGUUUCCGGAUCUCGCGGAUAAGAUAAGGGAGAAGUUUGGGCUAAGGAAACGUUUCAAGAUCAAGGUCCGUGAUGACGAUAUGCCGGAUGGAGAUAUGAUUACGCUGGGAGAUCAGGAUGAUUUGGAUAUGGUCGUUAUGAGCGUGAAGGCGAAUGCGAAAAAGGAACGUUUGGAUAUGGGGAAGAUGGAAGUUUGGGUACAAGAGGUUUGA